Molecule: messenger RNA, 782 nt
Organism: Penicilliopsis zonata CBS 506.65
Lineage: Eukaryota; Fungi; Ascomycota; Eurotiomycetes; Eurotiales; Aspergillaceae
Exons: 1
Coding region: 84-782 (232 amino acids)
Molecular function (GO): phosphatidylglycerophosphatase activity
Source: RefSeq, a predicted model, not a curated record
UCGGAGUUUUCUGACCGCCUUCACCACUACAUCUACAUCUACAUCGACAUAUAUACCACUACAUAUACAUAUAUCUAGCAGAAAUGUCAACUAAUCUCCGCGGCUUCAAUCACGCCGUCCACACUCUCCUAACCAACCCCCCCCAAUUCCUCCCCCACCUGACCAUCCCAACAAUUACCUCCCUCCCCGAACAACUCGGCCCGCACCUCCAACCCGAUAGAACCAAGAAACAACCCACCAUCCGCGCCCUGGUUCUAGACAAAGACAACACGCUGUGCGCCGCGAAGACGACGCGCUUCCCCUCCCCGAUUCUCGCGAAGCUAGCCGAGCUGCGCACAUCGCCCACCUCGCCCUUCAACGCGGGCAAAGCGCCGCACUCGAUCCUGAUCGUCUCCAACAGGGCGGGGAGCCACCCGUCCUACGAGAAUGAAGUCGCCGAAUUAGAAGCCCAGCUCGAUCACCUCUCUAUCCCUGUGUUUCGCUUACCGGCGGGAGCGACCAAGAAACCCUUUUGCGGCCAGGAAGUUAUCCGGUGGUUUACGGAGCGGCAUGUCAUUGAGUCGCCGGAUGAGAUUGCGGUCGUCGGUGAUCGACUGGGCACCGACGUGCUCAUGGCCGUGCAGAUGGGGGCGUGGAGCGUCUGGUGUCGCGAUGGGAUAUACGACCAUCUGAACGGCUCGACUAGACCGGGUAAUCUUCUGGAGAAGAUGGAGAUCUGGAUUGAGCGGUUUUUUAGAGAAAGGGGGUGCGUCGCGCCCCUGCCGAGGGGGUUUGCCGUUUGA